UCCAGAAAGCCCAUCGUCAUGGCGCCUCGUACCCGACUCUUGCUCUCCCUCCUGCUGUGUGUCGUCCUGAGGGGCCCCGCCACCCUGGGCCAGGAGGAGCGGGACGGCCCCAGGGCCACCCUCGCGCCCCCGGGAGGGCUCAGCGAGGAGCAGGGCUCCCGGGCCAGUCCCAGCGGGGCUCCCCAGGAUGAGGAGUCCAGCUGGGGCCUCAACUCCAUCCGGGACGGCUUCCAGGCCGUCAACGGCUACUUCGACUCCAUCGUGGAGGUCAUGGGGGGUCGCAACGGAGUGUGUCAGUACCGCUGCCGCUACGGAAAGGCUCCUCUUGCUCGGCCGAACUACAAAACUCCUGAACCCAAUGGCUGCAGCUCCUCCCUGAUUGGAUUCCAGGUUCCUGAAAGCCUGGACAUGGGGAUCCCGGUCAUGACGAAGUGCUGUAAUCAGCUGGACCUCUGCUACGACACCUGCGGCUCCAACAAGUACCGCUGUGACUCCAAGUUCCGCUGGUGCCUGCACGGCAUAUGCUCCGACCUCAAAAGGAGCCUGGGCUUCGUGUCAAAGGUCGAAGCUUGUGAGACGAUUGCAGACACCCUGUACAACACCGUCUGGACUCUGGGCUGCAGGUCCUACAUGAACAGCCAGAGGUCAGCAUGCUUCUGUGAUGAAGAAGAGAAGGAUGAACUAUGAGUGGCCACCCAGAGCCUCAGAGCGUAGCAUAGAGCUGGAGUACACAACACACAACCGCACAGGAACACACAACACAACACAGGAGUACACAACACAGCACACAACCGCAUAGGAACACACAACACAACACAGGAGUACACAACACAGUACACGACUGCAUACGAACACACAACACAACACAGGAACACAUAACACAACACAGGAGUACACAACACAGCACAGGAACACAAAACACAACACCGGGGUACACAACACAGCACACAAUCACAUAGGAACACACACCACAACACA
This is a messenger RNA of Conger conger (European conger), 978 nucleotides long. It is a transcript of the gene pla2g12b, whose product is annotated as phospholipase A2, group XIIB. Gene Ontology annotation, cellular component: extracellular region. The transcript is spliced from 4 exons. The record is from RefSeq and is a predicted model, not a curated record. Gene Ontology annotation, molecular function: A2-type glycerophospholipase activity; calcium ion binding. Gene Ontology annotation, biological process: cholesterol homeostasis; arachidonate secretion; lipid catabolic process. The coding region runs from base 19 to 687 and encodes 222 amino acids. NCBI's taxonomy places the organism in Eukaryota, Metazoa, Chordata, Actinopteri, Anguilliformes, Congridae.